ACCGUUUCUUCCUUUUCGAACGAUCAUCCUCUCAUCAACAUUCGUCCUCUCUAAUAAUUUAAACGCGAGAUAAAUUCUUAAAUUUUCGUGAAAAAAAACGUGAAAAAUUAGUGAAUUUCAUAAACAAUCAUUUCGUGUCGAUUUUUAUUUUUAAAUCGAGGUGUGAAAAUUGAGACCGUCGAAAGAUGCAACCGUCUCGCGGGGGCUGUUCUCCGGGUCUCGGAAACGACAGCAGCGGCUCACGGGAGAAAUUUACACCCUCAAACAUCCUUUCACCCAUCGUUCUUCGAAUUAAUUCAAUCACCGAAGAGGAAGUUCGAUUUUCUCAAGCCAGUCGACGCGCAACGGUCCCAAUUUUGUCGUUCAACAAUUCGUCCUUUUCGUAAGACGCUCGAUGAGGAAUCGAAUAAGAGAUGACGGUGCGCGAGGAAUACCGGAAGAACAUGAGACACAGCAGCUCCUGGCCGGACCGGGCUCGGCCGCAGACGGUGAAAGUGCGCGUGGAUCCAUUGUCGCGCGCCUUUACGAUCAUCCCGACGGUUCGCGAUCGCCUCCACCCUUUACUCUCCUCGAAAUCCGAUUGGAUCGACGAGAUCGUGUUCCUAGAUCGCGGCUCCGUCGAAUCAAAGCGGCGUUUCGUGAAUGAAAUUGAAGCGAUCGAUUCGGGGAAUAAUCGUCAGGGUUCCGGGGAAGCUUUCGAACUUCGCACGUUGGUACCAGACGACGUUAUGAAUAAAAGUUCUGCGAAAGUGAUCGCCGAAGACGAACCGAAAUUAUCGUCCUCAUCUGAUAAAACUAAAUCAGGCUUCCUCUUCACCGACGAACGUCUUGAUACAAUAUUGCAAGAGGAGACAAACUUCAGGUCAGAGGUGAAGGAAUCCCUGAAAUAUGGACCAGACGAUGGGGAAUUUCUUCGCUUGCAAACGAUUGUAAAUAUCGAGAGGGUCGAUCCGGAUGAGGAACGGAGAGAAGGGCAGGGCUCGUCUGGACGGUCCGCACCGAAGAGACUGUCGACUCCUCAUAUUCAGAUAGUCGAUUACGACUACAUAACGAGUUAUACUGUACAAAGCGAGCGGACCGCCCAGCACGCGUGCCCGAAAUGCACGCCGGAGGGUUUGCUGCUGGAACGCAUGGACCCGUUUCGUUCGCCGGUGUCUUCUGGGAACAGGAAGAGCUCGUCCGGCCGGUAUAGGAACGGCAGCGAGCCGGAAACGGUCCGUAAAUAUUCCGCAUCGGAGGGUAAAAUGAGGAACAGCUGGCGGAGAAUAGGAGCGAGCGGUCUAAUUGGAGGCGCCAGGAAUAGGGAGAGGAAAAAAUACGCGCGGAAGAGGGCGGCGGGACGGGCGUUGAACGAGCCGAAGAAAGAGACCACCUUGAGGAGGCAUUAUUAUCCUGAGGGGGGAUGGGGAUACGUGAUCGCGACCUGUUCGGCUUUGGUACAUUUCAUUGGGAUUGGACUGCAACUUGCUGCACCUGCCAGUUGGUAUCUCACGGCUCAGCUCAAGUUCCAUCAACCUGCCCUUCACAGCGCAGGUAUGUCAGAUCUAUUCUUUUAUUUAUGGUUAAUCAGUGUCUAA
Molecule: messenger RNA, 1577 nt
Organism: Ceratina calcarata
Lineage: Eukaryota; Metazoa; Arthropoda; Insecta; Hymenoptera; Apidae
Exons: 1
Coding region: 414-1577 (387 amino acids)
Source: RefSeq, a predicted model, not a curated record